This is a messenger RNA of Dunckerocampus dactyliophorus (ringed pipefish), 5925 nucleotides long. RefSeq names its product F-box DNA helicase 1 (gene fbh1). The record is from RefSeq and is a predicted model, not a curated record. The transcript is spliced from 21 exons. Gene Ontology annotation, biological process: replication fork processing; double-strand break repair via homologous recombination. Lineage: Eukaryota; Metazoa; Chordata; Actinopteri; Syngnathiformes; Syngnathidae. Bases 439 to 3465 code for a protein of 1008 amino acids. Gene Ontology annotation, cellular component: nucleus. Gene Ontology annotation, molecular function: DNA binding; protein binding; ATP binding.
AACGUUUUUGGGGAGUGUGGGAGGAUGACUUAUAUUGCACAUGCGUAGUGGAAAUCUUGAUGCCUGACGUUUACGCUGCCGUAAAGUAGAUCGACGGAAACCGUAGAUUUCACAUGAGUGACGUAAACGCGUUCUGCACAUGCGCUGUGGCUUUGUUGUUACGUCACUUGUUACGAAACAACCGUUUGUGGAUACUUCUUUUAGAAUCGGUCCUUCGCUUAACUUUUGCAAGUACAAUAUUUACAUUUACAGCUUUUCCCAAAGUCUUGAGACGCGUCUUUUAAAACCGUUCUGUCGCUUAGCUUUUAUAAGUAUUUAAGCCUUUCCCAAAGCCUGGCGACGCAUUAUCGAAUUCGUGUUGUUAGCCCCUUACUUGGUGGCUGCAAACUUUGACCAUGUAAUAGAUUUUUAUGUCCAACAUCAAACGCAUAUACCGCUAUGGUACAUAUUUAUGGACACACGUGUUACAAGCAUACACACGGGAGUAUGGAAGUGGCUGUGAAAGGGAGGGCCAAGAGGAGGCAUUUGAAUGCAGAUGAACUGGAAAGAAAUGCAGAAGGUCUUCAAGCCCUCAUCCACCCGCAAAACACAAAUACAAGACGUAGUGAUUAUUCGCUACACCCCAGGACAACUGCUAAGAGACGGAAAGCAGCAGGAAUCUACACAAAUGGACUCAACAGAGAGCAAUUAUCUGAAGACAUGAGCACUAUUGAUGAUGAGGAGUGGAGCCCACCAGCUGCCGAGAUACCGUCAGACUCAGAGGAGAAGCAGUCUGAUGCCAAAGAGCUAGACCAUUUAGAGGGAAUAACAGCCGAGAUGUUUGAAGAUGACUUUGACUGUUCAGAUGGGAUCAUGCUGGAAGAACCGGCAGUGGAGGCCCUACCUGAUGUCACCUACGGGCUUCUCGGUUGCAGUAGGGCAUUGCAACAACCUCAGGGUUGCAUUGACAACCUUCCAGAGGAGGUGCUGAGGCAGAUAUUCACUCUUCUUCCUGCACAAGACCUCUACAGGAGUGCCAUGCUUGUCUGCGCUCGCUGGUGUAACAUCAUUGAGGACCCCAAGUUUAUGCCCUACAAGAAAAGUUAUUACCGCUACAUGAUGGAGGAAGACGCUACUGUGCUUGAAGUCUCCGCCUCGUUGAGGAACUGCGGAAUAUUGACGUCAGCAAUGUCACCGCAUGGCAUCCGAAACCUUGUUAUUUCAAUGGCACAUCAUACCUUUGGCGAGAGAGUGAAUCCAACAGAGGUUCUGCAGUGCGUGGAGAAACACCGCCUUUUCCCUCAUGCUGAGGCAUCCAUUCGCUUGCGCAUCUGUAAUGUUCCCAAGUGCAAAAUGUUUGAAACUGAGGGUCCCAACCCGUAUGCAGCCAUGGCUGUGAUACUGCUGCUCAGUGAGAGUGUCGGCGACGUGCUGUCUUUGGUCUCUUUGCUGAGUGGCUGCAUGUCACACAUGGCCAUCACAGAGUACCUCAGCCACAUGGCUACGCUGUUGCUUGCAGCCAGGAGGAACAAUGUUAAGAUCAGUGAAAGGUUGCAUUACAACAUCUACUAUGUUCUUCAUCUCAGGGAGAAUGGACCAUUUUCUAUUCGAACCUCAGAGGGCAGGGACUCUGGUAUGAACAUGACCUCUGAGCAGCUGCAUAUCCUCAGCCACGACAUCCAGAAAGACCACAUGGUGAAGAUUGUCGCUUUUGCAGGUACGGGGAAGACGACCACCCUAAUAAAAUACGCCGAACUGAGGCCAGAACUCCGCUUCCUGUACGUUGCCUUCAACAAAUCUGUGGCCAGUGAGGCCUCAGAACGCUUCCCAAACAACGUGGACUGCAAGACUGUCCAUUCUCUGGCAUACAGGGACAUUGGGAUACUGUACAAAAAGAAGCUCACCUUUAAUUUGAAUGCAUUCACCAUCAACACGGUCCUGCCCGAGGGCCGAGGAGGAUUCGCGAAGGCCAAAGUGGUCGUCACCACUCUCAACAACUUCAUGGCUUCAAAGGAUCAAACCAUCACGGUUGAUCAUGUUCCGGACAAGCAUGUGAGUCUUCGAGGUCUCGAGAGGUGUUUAAAUGGCGUGGAAAAAGGGUUGGUUGUCCAAGAUGCGCAGACGAUUUGGAUAAAAAUGAAGGACGUCAAUGAGACCAACAAAAGCUAUAAGAUGACUCACGAUGGUUACCUAAAGCUAUGGCAGCUCCAAACCCCACCGCCCCACCUCUAUGGGUACCACGUCCUUUUAAUUGAUGAAGCCCAGGACUGCACUCCAAGCAUCAUAGAUGUGCUGUUGAAACAACAAUGUGGUAAAAUCCUGGUUGGAGAUCCUCACCAGCAAAUUUACACCUUCAGAGGAGCUGUCAAUGCUUUGCAGACUCUUGCGCACACCCAUAUCUACUAUUUAACACAGAGUUUUCGCUUUGGGGCCGAGAUCGCCUACGUGGGUGCCACCAUCCUCACAGUGUGCAAGAAAGUCCGCAAGAUUUUAGUAGGAGGACGGCAGGAAGGGGGUGUGUUUGAUGAAAAGGCAGCCCAGGCUGCUCGAGAUGUUGCAAGCGGCAAGACUCCCGGCAAGGGAAAAACGGCCAUCUUGUCCAGAUGCAAUCAAACCAUAUUCAGUGAGGCCGUGCGGCUGACUGACGCCAACACGGAGUGCAGGAUUCACUUUGUAGGCGGCGUGGACAACAUUGGCUUGGAUAAGAUCAAAGAUAUUUGGUACCUGAUGGAGGGCUCAGGCAAUCGCAGAUUAAUCAAGGAUCACCUUAUUCGCACCUUUUCCAACUUUGCAUCAAACUCCUUUGCGGCCUUGAAGAACUUCGCCAGAAAUACAGCGGACCACGAGCUAGAGUCCAAGCUGAACAUCGUGGAACGAUACCAACGUCGCAUCCCAGAGUUGGUGAUGCGCCUGAAAAGGCACUCAGAGGAAAAUGCUAACAAAGCAGACUUCAUUCUGGGCACAGUCCACAGGGCAAAAGGUCUGGAAUUUGACAUUGUGGUGGUCAGUGAUGACUUUGCGGAUAUACCAGCCCCAUAUCACUACAUCCACUGCUUUGCCGAUUUUUCAUUUGAUAAAAUUGUCAGUGAUGAAUGGAACCUCCUCUAUGUGGCAGUGACUCGCGCUAAAACAACACUGAUUAUCACAAAGAAGAUCAUGCGCAUCAUCACCAUGGCUAACGAAUACUUCCUGAAGUCUGAGAUGCCCAGUGCCCCACUGAAAGUGGACAACACGCCGCAAUGCACCAUCUCCAACUGUCCCAACUACAUCACACCAGGCGCGGCUUUCAUGAUGUGCAAAAGACAGCUGGCAUUUACUGGCAGUGUGGUGUCUUCAGGGGGCGAACUGUGUGAGAGAUGUGUCUGGACCCGCGUGGGCCCAGUCGCCUUUCUCAUGACUGACGACGUGUGCUCCAUGGCUGAAGCUCCAGUGAUUUUUCCCCCGCCCCCGCAUUCCAUUCAGUUAUUUUUUCAGGAGGCAUUCUGACUUGGCGCUUUAAAUGAAAAGAAUGUGACACAUUCAUACCUAUCAUCAAGAUCUGUAACACACCACUGAGCCUGCGGCCUUCACCUUCUCGACAACCGCCAUCGUCGUCGUUAGCUAGCGACGCUAACGUUAGCUGGAAAGGCCACCGCAGGGCCUUCAGCCUUCGCUGCUGUGACCUGCCAGCCGCUGCCGGGCUCCAUCCCUCACCACAGAGAACACAGGCGCAAUCACCAGGCUAGGCUGCAACUGGCAAAGAUUGAGAAAUAUGGCUACCAAAAGGGACAUGGAGGAACUAAAAAGGUCAAACGAAGAACUAAGGAAGUCUGUGGAAUUUAUGAGUCACAGUAUGGAAGAAGUAACAAGUAAGCAAGACACAUUAAUUAACAUGAUGCAGGAGGUCAAAGAGUUGAAGAGACAAAAUGAGGAGAAAGUACAUUAUCUGAGCUAGAACAAUAUACUGAAUGUAUUGUAUUGUAUUGUAUUGUAUGUACUUUAUUGAUCCCACAGCGGGGAAAUUUACUUGUUACAGCAGCAAGCAAGCAAGACAAGUAAAGAGAACAGUAAAGUAAAGCACUACAACAUGGUUCAGGUGGUGCAGGUGUUGUAGAGCCUGAAUGAUGUGAUUGUCACUGGGUGACCAACACGACCCCGGUCAUUUGCUGCUGCUGCAGUAAUGCCAAGGGGGGGAAGGAACAGUUGACGGGAAUCAAGAUUUGGACUUGGUCGAGCAGCAAGUGGUAGAUUUUUUGCAAGACAAAGGAAUUAAUAUACACAAAGACAACAUAGAAGCCUGUCAUCCUCUCCCACAGAAAGACAAAAGUAAACCAGCGGCCAUUAUCGUGAGGUUUUUCCAACAGAAAAUUAAAACACAAAUUAUUGCAGCAGGGUACACACAGAUCAUUGCGCAACAUUAAUUGAUAAUAUAUUCACCAAUGAUUUUGAUAGCAACACGAGUGGACUGCUAAUUAAUGAUAUUACUGACCAUCUUCCGGUGUUUACGAUUUACAAUGAAAACUAUAAAAAGAGAAAGAGGGACGAUAUCAGGAAAUUCAAAAGAUCCCAUACAGAGGAAAGUAUUAGCGCCUUCAGGAAAGAUUUGGAAAAACAAAGACGGGAGUGCGUAUAUAGCGAGAAUGAUGUGAACGAGGCAUAUAAAAACUUUCUUAAUAUUUAUAUGAAGUGUUACGAGAGACAUUGUCCACUGAGAGAAGUAUCUAAUAAGCAAAAGAAGGUAAAUCAGCCAUGGAUGACAAAAGGACUACAAAAUGCCUGUAAGAAGAAAAAUACGCUUUAUAGGAGAUUUAUCAUUCAAAAAGCUAAAGAAGCAGAAAAAAAUGAUAAAAUAUACCAAAAUAAGUUAAAGAUUUUGAGAGUGUGUAGGAAAGAAUGUUAGUCAAUUAUUAAACAAAAACAACAUUAGAGCAACAUGGGGCAUCCCAAACAGUAUUAUACGGAAUGGUGUUAAGAGAGCAGACUACCCUCCGUAUUUAACAGCUGGAAAUGUCAAAUAUGACCAUAUGAAUGAGGUAGUUGAAAAGUUGAAAACUACUUAGUAAAUACUGGACCGGAACUGGAAACAAAGAUCCCACAUUACCCACCAGUUGAGGAAAGGAAUCCCAAUUCCACGUUCCUCGCUAACGUUACAGAAAAGGAAAUCAUCAAUAUUGUUAAUAAAUUUAAACCAAAAACAUCAACCGAUUACAACGGAAUAGAAAUGGAAACGAUAGAGAGGUAAUGGAGCUAAUAUGAAUAAAUACAGCACACGUAAUAUGAAAGCAGGAUUGGAAGCGCACAUUGAGUGCUUCCCGCACACCGCUGUGUAAUCCUUACAGUCCUACAUGCACUCGGUGAUCCCAGCGGAGGUACUCGACUUUUUUUUCGUUGGCCUUCAACAGCUACCGCUGUGUUAAUGUCCAAGCAGAAACUGUAGUAAUGCCAAAUUUGAUCAAAGUUUCUCAGGAUUUGUCAGAAAAACCACGAUCGCUGCACAUGACUUCUAUCAAAACGUGUGAUGGUAAGAGUUAUAUAGGGCAUACUUCCUGCCUCUGCACUGUAAGCAUCAUGGGAACAGUAGUUCUUUUAGCGUAAACAUGAAGCUAACUGCAAUCUAUUUUUACACGUGUCUUUACACAACUACACAGCAACAUAAAUGAUUAGUAGUAGCAGCUACAACUGCCGUCAUUAUUUAAAAAAAAAUGCUACAUUUGUGGAGAGAAGUUCAAUAGUUUAAUGCCUCAUGCUUAGGUCAUCAUGCAUGCAAAGUUAUAAAACAAAAUGUACCGGUAUCAUGACACCCCUAAUAUAAAUAACUAUCAUUACGAUAUAUUAUCAUAACAGUUGUUAAUUUGCUCUCAAAUAAUGUUGACAAUAUUGUUUUUAGAAUUAUUUGGGUGACAAUAAACAUUUGAAAAUGUACCUUCAUUUUAUGACUCAGUUAAAUUAAAAAGUCUGUUUGCCCAG